This is a messenger RNA of Truncatella angustata, 2095 nucleotides long. Its product is annotated as cytochrome P450. NCBI's taxonomy places the organism in Eukaryota, Fungi, Ascomycota, Sordariomycetes, Amphisphaeriales, Sporocadaceae. The transcript is spliced from 8 exons. Gene Ontology annotation, molecular function: iron ion binding; oxidoreductase activity, acting on paired donors, with incorporation or reduction of molecular oxygen; heme binding. Bases 163 to 1668 code for a protein of 501 amino acids. The record is from RefSeq and is a predicted model, not a curated record.
CUGGGAAUUCAGUACGACGCUACAUCAUUUCAAGUACACACUAUCCACAUUGGCCUAUUGGCAGCAAAACCAUCUGCGGCACAUGCCGUAAUCUAAUUCUUUAAAACCCGAAGAGAGUCCCAAAUCUAGUCUUCCUUUAUUAAUAAUCUCACUUGUAACAAUAUGGAGCACGUCCAAGCAUGGCUGAGCCUGGACACGGCCAAAGCAACCUUGAUCGCUGUUAUUCUUGUCGUGCUCCCUAUAGUGCUUAUUGCUACCGCAUGGAGGGAAAAUAAUCGUCUCUUGUCGUUCCCCGGGCCGCCACUCGCUGCAUGGACUCGCUUAUACUCAGUUGGCAUGGUUCUAACUGGCAGGGAACACGAGAUAUUAUUAGAUGCGCACAAAAAAUACGGGCCCAUCGUGCGCUGGCAGCCCAACUUGCUGCUCAUCAACGACCCGACCAUGCUACCUAAGAUUUACCACCUGCGUGCGAACAAGACGCCGCACUAUAAUCACUCACCCAGUGAUGUAAAGGGUAUGGUUGAGGAAAACGACUGGCAAAAGCAUCGGGAAAAGCGUCACCGGAUAGAUCCCGCAUUUUCUCCCAAGUCCAUUUAUGACAACGAAGCUUUAGCAGAUGGGUUCAUCGCUCAAUGGAUCAAUGCCCUAGGGACCCGAUUCGCGGCAACAGACCAUAUCUUCGAUUUCUCAGACUGGGGAAACUACUUGGUGUUGGACAUAGUCACCAAGUUCUUUUUCGGCCAAGAGAUAGGCUUCCUCGAACACGGAGACAAGAGCGGCAUGUUAGCCGAUACCCGUGCCAAUGGUCCAUCCAUCCAUGCACUUGCAAGGCUUCCACGGCUCAAGAUGUUCUUACUUCGGUCCUUGGGGAGAUUUCUGAUUCCGACAGCUGGGGAUGGUUCUGGCCUAGGAAAUGUUCUCAAGCUCAGAGACGAUCUUUAUGAGGAACGGUUGGCUAAGGGAAACAGUGUAUCGCAUAUUGGGUUAGACAUGAUUCUCUCCAGCAAUAUAAAUCUUAGCGCUCACGAUCACGAGGAGCUAAAAGAAGAUGUCUUGUUUGUCAUUCUCGGCGCCAGCGACACCACUGGUCACGGCAUCCGCUGUCUGGUCCGCAACCUGCUUCAAAAUCCUGACUGCCUCACUCACCUCCGACAAGAGAUCGACGCUACUGUUUUGAAGAACGGCGGCAUCGACAACUUAACUUUUACGCAUAUCAACACUCAGAUGCCGUACUUGUCCGCUUGCAUCCGCGAGUCGCUGCGCUUCGACCCUCCCAUUGUCAGCUUCCUGCCGCGGUGGGUUGACAACCCGGGCGGCGUCGAGCUGUGCGGCCGGCUCGUACCGGCUGGCGUCGAGGUGGCAGGCUCACCGUACGUGGCUAGCCGCAAUCGUGAGCUCUUUGGUGAAGAUGUGCACUUGUUCCGCCCUGAGCGCUACAGCGAUGCUUCGCCUGAAUGGGUGGCCAAGGCGGCGCGAUACGACUUUACAUUUGGGUACGGGCCGCGGCAUUGCAUUGGCAAGACUCUGAGCCACCUCAUCACGGUCAAGGCGAUUGUGCAGCUUUUUCAUCACUUCGAUGUAACCUUAAUCGAGCCUGGUUCCGGGAAGGCGUUUCUGAAUUGGAACUAUUCAGGCUUGAACGUAAAACUGGCAGCUAGGGUGCCUUGAUUUAUCCCAGUAAGUAAUGAUUUUGAAGGCAGUAAUUAGGGAUCAAGCGCAAUCGUUCAAAUGUCUUUUUUAUGUAUGCAGCGAAUUCAAAGCCUACCACAAAAAGAAACAAUAUGAGGGCCAAAUGUCUGGUGGCAUAGAGCAGGUGACCUUGGAUGUGUGGCCAUUUUAAAAGAAAAGGUGGUCAGACAAUUGACUGGGAUAUUUCUUGGUCAUACGUGUGAGAUAUGCUCUUGAAAUGGAAGAUCAGUAGAAACUCGGGGAUUGUUGGUGCCGCCCAACAAGGAUCGAUUUGGGAGCAAACCUUCCUCUAUCUGCAUAUGUUUACAGGACAUCCUAGAAUUGACUUCAUUCUAGCUCAUUCUAGCUUGUACAAAGGAUCACAGAUCUUGGGACGUAGUUAGUAUCAGCAUUGCUUUGAGGGCAG